AGAAAAACAAAAUAUAACAAUUAGAUACCCCGUCAUAUUUGCCGGCUUAAAAUCAUAGUCACACAAAACGUUGCUAUGUAAAAUAACGUAUGCUUUACAAGCUUGUUUAUGUCUUUAGUCACUAAAUAAGGCUCCCGUUUCUAUAUCUUCUGUACCAUUCACAAUCUUUGAGUGAUAUCAAGACACCAAAAAAAGAAAAAGAAAAAAAAAAAAACAGAUGGCAGAUUGGGCACCGGUUAUAAUAGGCGUGUUGCUGUUUGUGCUGCUAAGUCCUGGUUUGUUGUUUCAGCUUCCGAGUAAGGGACGUGCGGUUGAGUUCAACAAUAUGCAGACUAGCGGCGUUUCCAUCUGCGUCCACACAAUAAUCUUUUUCGGACUCAUCACCAUCUUGCUCAUUGCAGUUGGUAUUAGCAUCACCAUAGGGUAGCCCUUCAUAUCAGAUCAACUUCUAUAUUGUGUUCAAUGUCUUGUUAAGUAAAAGUUCUAUUUUUCUCCCUUAAUUAUUUGUUUUUGUGUUUCUUAUGAUUUCUCAGAAUAUCUAUGUAUUAUAGAUUUGUGAUA
Molecule: messenger RNA, 561 nt
Organism: Erigeron canadensis
Lineage: Eukaryota; Viridiplantae; Streptophyta; Magnoliopsida; Asterales; Asteraceae
Exons: 1
Coding region: 218-427 (69 amino acids)
Source: RefSeq, a predicted model, not a curated record